Messenger RNA from Eublepharis macularius, 1614 nucleotides. RefSeq names its product vomeronasal type-2 receptor 26-like. Gene Ontology annotation, molecular function: G protein-coupled receptor activity. NCBI's taxonomy places the organism in Eukaryota, Metazoa, Chordata, Lepidosauria, Squamata, Eublepharidae. The transcript is spliced from 6 exons. Gene Ontology annotation, biological process: G protein-coupled receptor signaling pathway. Gene Ontology annotation, cellular component: membrane. The record is from RefSeq and is a predicted model, not a curated record. The coding region runs from base 1 to 1614 and encodes 537 amino acids.
AUGAACAACAAAUGUGACUUCACAAGGGGAAUCUCAAGCAACAUUUAUAGGUUAGGAGAUAUAAUAAUUGGUGGAGCCCUGUCUUUUGUACAGCCUAAUAUUGGUUUGAGGGAAUUUAAUGAACCUCCAAAAGUAUUUCCAGGUCGUUUUAGUUGUAUGAAAAAGCAAUGUUACGCCUGGAAUCACUGCAUGGCACCUAAAAACUUCCAGCAAGCCCUGGCCUUGAUAUUUGCCAUUGAUGAGAUUAAUAAAAAUCCUAGACUCUUGCCCAAUGUCACUUUAGGAUUCUGUAUCUAUGAUAGCCAAUUUAUUGCAAGUUGCACUUAUGAGGCCAUUGUGGAUAUGUUGUUUGCUAAGCAAAAGAGAACUCUCAAUUUUAAAUGUCACAGAAAAAAGGAUGUGUUGACUGUCAUCGGGGGGUACACUGUUGAAACCAUCUUGCAGAUGUCCACUAUCCUGACUAUUUACAAGAUUCCACAGCUCCACUCUUUCCUAAAAAACGUCCACUUUAACAACAGUGUAGCAGAAGAAGUCGAGUUUGAAAAUGGGGAGUUGUUGACUGGGUAUGAUAUCGUUAAUUGGGUCACCUUCCCCAAUCAAUCCUUCCUUAAAGUCCAUGUUGGAAAGACAUCACCAAGUGAAGAGUUCACUAUCAAGGAGGAUUCCAUUGUGUGGAAUACCAGAUUUCAGCAGAAAGGAAAUCCAUAUCAAAAUGCAGUCCAUUGUGACAAGUGCCCAGAAGAUCAGUAUUCAAAUAUGAACCGAGAUCAGUGUAUCCCAAAGCUUCAAAUCUUCCUAACCUAUGAAGAACCUCUAGGACUCAUUUUGGUCUCCCUUGCUAUUUUCUUCCCUAUAAUCACAGCAUUAGUCAUAUGUACCUUUCUAAAGAACUGGAGUACUCCUAUCGUCAAAGCCAACAAUCGGAAUCUCACCUGUGUUCUUCUCAGUUCAAUUCUUUUUUGCUACCUUUCUUCCCUGCUAUUCAUUGGGAAGCCUGAAAGGAUAACCUGCCUUCUCCGGCAAAUGGCUUUUGGCAUUAUGUUUAGUGUCUCAGUGUCUUGUAUGUUGGCCAAAACCAUCAUGGUGGUCUUGGCCUUCAUGGCUACAAAGCCUGGCAACAGGGUGAGGAAAUGGUUGGGGAUGAAAAUAGUAAACGCCAUUGUUCUUUCCUGCUCCUUCAUUCAAGUGGGGAUUUGUAUUGCAUGGUUUUGGACCUCUCCUCCUUUCCCAGAGGUUGACAUGCACUCAGAGGCUGGGAAAAUCAUAAUAGGGUGCAAUGAAGGGUCUGUCUCCCUGUUCUACUGUACACUGGGCUACAUUGGCUUUCUUGCCCUCAUCAGCUUCACUGUAGCUUUCCCAGCCAGAAAACUGCCAGAUACUUUUAACGAAGCCAAAUUCAUCACUUUCAGCAUGCUUAUAUUUUGCAGUGUUUGGAUCUCCUUUAUUCCAGCAUACCUGAGCACUAAGGGGAAAAUGACAGUUGCUGUGGAAGUCUUUGCCAUCUUAGCCUCCAACACUGGAAUGCUGGCUUGCAUUUUUCUCCCCAAAUGCUACAUUCUUGUUCUAAGACCUGGCCUCAACUCCAAAAAGCUGCUAACAGAGAAAAGGAAUUAA